Messenger RNA from Triticum aestivum (bread wheat), 1781 nucleotides. RefSeq lists its product as uncharacterized. The record is from RefSeq and is a predicted model, not a curated record. Lineage: Eukaryota; Viridiplantae; Streptophyta; Magnoliopsida; Poales; Poaceae. The transcript has 4 exons. The coding region runs from base 149 to 1129 and encodes 326 amino acids.
CAUGGUUUGUGGCGCGGCGCAGCGCAACGCCCGGGGCGUAUCGCCACGUGCCGCAGCCGUCGUCCCCAUCGGCAACCCUCCCUAACCGCGGACGCGCGUGAGGCGAGGGUCACCGGCCGCGACAGCGUCACGCCGGGCCGAGGCGCGCAUGGAGCUGUUCGAGCGCGCCAAGACGGUGCGGCUGCGGAGCCACCAAAACAAGUACAUGUACGCCGACGAGGACGAGUCCCACGUCCUGCAGGACCGCAACGCCGCGUCCCCGAACGCGCGGUGGACCGUCGAGCUCGUGCCGAACGCGCCGGGCGUCAUCCGCCUCCGCAGCCGCUACGGCCGCUACCUCACCGCCUCCAACGAGCCCAUCCUCAUGGGCGUCACCGGACGCAAGGUGAUCCAGACGCUGCCCCACCGCCUCGACUCUUCCGUCGAGUGGGUCCCCGUCGGCGAAGGCAGGCACGCUCGCCUCCAGACUCGCUACGGCAACUUCCUCCGCGCCAACGGCGGCCUCCCGCCGUUGCGCAACUCCGUCACCCAUGACGUCCCCCACCACCGCCAUGCCGGCUGGGUCGUCUGGUGCAUCGAGAUCGUGCAGGUGCUCGUGCACCCGCCUCAAUGCUCCGAUCCCAUCACCACCGCCUACUCUCCUCCUCUACCUUACAAACCACACUCUCGCUCGCCCUCGCCCUCGCCCGCUCCCUUGCCAACAGGGGCGCUCAGGCCUCCUGCGCCACCGCACCACCGUACAUCGACUCCGGUCGUAGCGCAGCCCCCGCCGCCUCCCCCCGGCUCCCUAGCGCCCCCGGUCGGCUUUUCCAGGCUUGAGUCGGCGGACUCCUUCUCGGUGCCGGUGCACAAGGUGGAGGGGCGGCACAUCCACUACCAUAUUGCGGAUGACAGUGGCUAUGUGCGUGAGGGAGAUGAGGGGCACUCGUUCCUGUUCAACGGGACAAGCCUUGGGGAGCUGCUGGAGAGACUGCAGGACGAGACGGGGCUCAAGGACGUGAUCAUCUGCUCCCGCAACCCGAUCACAAGCAAGUUGAUGCCGCUUCGCCUGCAGCUGCCACCCAACAACAACGCCAUGCAUGUCGUGCUCGUGCGCGAGUCCUCAAAAGCGGCAAGAUCUUUUUCAUAAAAUUUAUGGUCCACAAGCUUUGGAGGAUGUGUACGGCAUAAGUUACAGGGAGCUUCUUGUAAAGUUUUUUUUUAUCUGGGCAUGUUGACCAUUUCAUUAUGUGGGCUAGAUCUGGGCGGUGUAGGUGAAGAGCCGUGAAACCAUGUAUACAUUUAUUUCUCAGGUUUUUGGUUUCGUUCAUUGAAGUCUGAGUGACAUAGAGAUGUUUCUGCACAAUCUCUUACAUGUCACAUAUUAUAGAAUUUCGACGUCAAUGAUUCCUUGUUGCAACCAUGCCAUCUCGUGGGCGGAUGUAACGGAGCAAAAGUGGGGAAAUCCCUUGUGGCACUCGGGUGCAUCACACCCUGAUAAAUAAAAAAUAAUUUAGUAAUUACAAAAAAAAUCCCGAAACAUUUUUGGAUACAAAGUUGACCUACCCUUGUACCCGUAUAAAAAGUUUAGGGCUGGAAUAAACUUCAGUUCAGCCCAGACAAAAAAAAACAAAUUUCCUAGUGUACUGUACAUGUACAGUACCUUGUAUAUAGUCUUCAUUUUCUUUUCGGUCGCGUUCAAUACGCUGGAAGGUAUUCCUUCACGAAACUUUUUAUACGGGCACAACUGUUGGACAUGUAUAUUUCCAGAAAUUUUCAAGAUUUUUUGAACUUUUUUUGAA